This is a messenger RNA of Schistocerca serialis cubense, 3090 nucleotides long. RefSeq names its product kinesin-associated protein 3 (gene Kap3). Bases 68 to 2722 code for a protein of 884 amino acids. Gene Ontology annotation, molecular function: kinesin binding. Gene Ontology annotation, biological process: microtubule-based movement; cilium organization. Lineage: Eukaryota; Metazoa; Arthropoda; Insecta; Orthoptera; Acrididae. Gene Ontology annotation, cellular component: axoneme; ciliary transition zone; kinesin II complex. The record is from RefSeq and is a predicted model, not a curated record. The transcript is spliced from 17 exons.
UUGGCAUCUCUGUCUCUGUUGUUACUUGUUUGACGGAUGUGGAGCGAUUGGAUGUUGUGAAUUUACAAUGCAAUCAGAGGAUGCGAGAUAUUUAAAGAAGAAAAUUCGAUCAAGGUCUAUAGAUGUCCAUCCAACUGAGAAAGCUUUGGUGGUUACAUAUGAACUAGAAGCUUUUAUUUUAGGUGAUCUUGGUGACCCACUCCUAGGUGACAGAAAGGAAUGCCAAAAAAUCAUAAGACUGAAAAGUUUAAAUGAAGACACAAACUGUGCAGUCCUUGCAGAAGAAGUAAUAGCAAAAUGUAGCCUCAUUCAUCCAAGUAAACUCCAAGAAGUGACACAGCUCAUAUAUUAUUUGCAAAACAGGAAGGAUGUGGGAAAUGCAUGUGAAAAAGUUGAAAACAUGCGACCAGGUUCUUCCUGUUCCUCUUCUGAUGCUCCAUCUUCAAACGAUGCAAAUGCAGAAAAGGCCAAUAUAAACAACAUUGAACAGUAUGUGGAGUUGCUGUAUGAAGAUAUUCCAGAAAAAGUAAAUGGUUCAGCCCUGAUAUUACAAUUAGCAAGAAAUCCAGAUAAUCUGGAGGAACUUGCAACUAAUGAAUCUGUGUUGAGCGCCUUGUCACGAGUUUUGAGAGAAGACUGGAAGAAGAGUAUAGAAUUAAGCACAAAUAUUGUUUACAUAUUCUUUUGUUUUUCAACUUACUCACAGUUUCACCGUGUUAUUCUACAGUAUAAGAUAGGAUCACUCUGCAUGGAAAUUAUAGACUAUGAACUUCGACGGUAUGAUCAAUGGAAAGAAGAUAAAGAGUCAAAGCGAAGGAAGUGUGAAGGCAAUCAAAACAGAUGCUCAAUGUCAGCAAUCGAGAGUCACCGUUAUCAGUCUGAAAGUAUUGAUGUCCCAUCAGAACCGAGGCGACGCCUUGCUGAUGGAAUUUCUCACAUACCCAUAGCAGCUGGAGAGAAUCGGAGAAGGCCUAUAGAAGGCAUUCAUAGUGCUAAUGAUGGAUGGAAAAAACAGCUAAAUUACCAAAGUUCUCAGGCUGCUGAAUCCCCAAGUGACAUCAAAAAAUUAACAGAAGAUUAUGAAAAACUGAAGCUGAAGUUUCAGAACCUAGUUAAGAAGCAAGAUCAGCUAUUAAGAGUUUCCUUCUAUCUCUUGCUGAACAUUGCUGAAGAUACAAAAGUGGAGGAUAAAAUGAGGAAAAAGAAUAUUUGUGGAAUGCUUACAAAAAGUCUUGAUAGAGACAACUGUGACCUUCUAAUAUUAGUUGUCACAUUCCUGAAGAAGCUAUCAAUCUUUAGAGAAAACAUCAUUGAUAUGGCUGAUAUUGGAGUGAUUGAAAAAUUGCCCAGAGUUUUGAUGAUGAACAAUUCUGACCUCAUCCACAUUACCCUGAAACUUCUCAUGAAUUUGUCAUUUGAUACACAUCUAAGGGAAAGGAUGGUACGCGUUGGAUUAAUUCCAAAAAUUGUAACAUUAUUAGGUGAGCAGAGACAUGAAGUCAUUGUACUAAGAAUUCUGUACCACUUGAGUAUGGAUGACAAAUGCAAAUCUAUGUUCACAUAUACAGAUUGCAUACCAAUGGUCAUGACCAUGCUUCUUGAAAGUCCAGAAGAUGAACUUCAUUUAGAAUUGAUUGCACUUUGCAUCAAUUUAGCUAUCAACAAGAGAAAUGCUCAAAUGAUGAUUGAAAAUAAUCGCUUGCAAGCUCUUAUGUCACGAGCAUUUCGCAAUCAAGACUCACUUCUUAUGAAAAUGAUACGUAAUAUAGCACAGCAUGAAGAAACAAAACAAAACUUUGUAGAGUUCGUUGGUGAUAUUGCUCAGGCAGUUAUCCAGUGUACAAAUGAGGAUUUUGUUGUAGAAUGUGUUGGUGUUUUGGGAAACAUGACUAUACCUGAUUUAGAUUUCUCACAACUAAUGCAACGAUUUAACCUUAUCCCGUGGGUCAGCAAUAUAAUGGUACCAGGGAAAUAUGAGGAUGAUCUUGUGUUAGAAGUAGUGGUGCUGCUUGGGACAGCUGCUGCAGAUGAAGGCUGUGCCCAGAUUCUGUGCAAAGCUGAUAUUUUACUUUCACUCAUAGAAAUGCUCAAAGCUAAACAAGAAGAUGAUGAGAUGGUGCUGCAGAUUAUUUAUGUUUUCUACCAAAUUUUACGUCAUAUUGCUACUCGUGACUAUCUCAUUAAAGAAACUGAGGCACCAGCAUAUCUGAUUGAUUUGAUGCAUGAUAAAAAUACACAGAUCCGGAAAGUGUGUGGUGUGUGUUUGGAUAUAAUAGCGGAAUGCAAUGUUGACUGGGCCGAACGGAUAAAGCUUGAGAAGUUUCGAUGGCAUAAUUCACAAUGGCUAGAGAUGGUAGAGAGCACAGUGAUGGACAACACAACAUGCAGUCUUGAGCCUGACAUGAAUGAUAUGCCCCCAUACUAUACAGAUGACAUUCUGCAGCGCACACUUCUGUAUCCUUCAGCUUCUGACUUGGAUCUGGAUCGUACUGAUGACCUUGCAGCUGUUGUUGAUGGCCAGUCAAACAUUGGGAACAGGCCCAGAAGCAGGUAUGCUCAUGAUAUAGAACCGGACCUUGGUGAGCCAACAUCUUUCAAGAAUGCAACACAACCAUCUGAGAAGUCGUCAGAUGAAGUUAUCAGGAACAAGCUCAACAAUCUCUUCCUGACAUCAGAACAAGAUCGCUUGGAUGACGAAGAGUCCAAACAUGUGAUGAUCUGAGAUGUCUCUUUUUUUAUGUAGCUUUACAAUUCCUUGUGUGCAUUUGCUUAUAGCGCUUGCUUCCAAGCAAAAGGAUAUCAUCCUCAUUCUUUUUUUAAAAAAAUCAUUCCUCACUAUUGCAAAAGACAUAACAUCACAAUAAGUUUAAAACUGUAGCUAAGCAAUAUGGGCUACUGAAUAUUUGAGCUUAAAGAAUACAUGAAGUAGUUUGUGUUCCUGUUCAAUGCACUAAUGUGUAGUCUGUAAUCUGUCUUUUUACACUGUUUUACUUUAAUGUUGUAACACCAUUCUAGUCAUUAUUGUACUGAUGUGUUGCCAUAGAUUCCUUGAAAGAAAGAUUGUGUGUGAAAUCACACACUUCAGAAAAA